AUGCUCAAUAUACAUUCAUCCUUAGGACCCCUCGACGCCCCUAUCAAACUCCUUUACAUCAACCCAAAUUCCACCCUCCCCUUCACCCUGGAAACCGUCACUUACCUCUCCGAAUCUGAUCCAGUACCGAUUGAUUUUUACACCGCCCCAUCUACUGCUCCGCCAAGUAUAGAUGGUACUUUACAUGGUGUCAUUUCUACCGCUGAGAUAAUCCGUGACUUGAAACUAGAAACGUUUGAUGGGGUUCAAGAGUUGAGAGAGAAGUAUGACGCUAUUGUUGUUUCUUGUUUCUCGGAACAUCCUUUGAUACCAGUAUUGAAGGAGCAAUUCGCUUUGUACCAGGGAGCAGGAGUGAUGGAGAAGAAAGUGGUGGUUUUGGGAAUUCUGGAAGCUGGGAUUAUAGCUGCUUUACAACUCGGGCCAACCUUUGGGAUCGCCACGACGGGAAGGAAUUGGGAACCUCUUUUUGAUCAAGCUAUCAGAACCCUGUUGAUCGAUCCGAACAGAUACACAGGUACCCGCGGAACAGGGUUCAACGCAGUCAAUCUACAUGGUGAUGGACCGGAGGAGAAGUUGUUAGAAGCCGGUGUCGAGUUGGUAGAGAAAGGAGCGAAAGUGAUAGUUUUAGGUUGUGCGGGAAUGGCACCCAUGCGUCAAAAAAUACAAGAUCGUCUCAAAUCACAAACUGGACAAGAUAUCCCAGUGGUCGAUGGUGUCCUCGCUGCAUUAGAUCAAGCCAUUCAACAAGCUCAGUCUUGA
This is a messenger RNA of Tremella mesenterica DSM 1558, 759 nucleotides long. RefSeq lists its product as uncharacterized. The transcript has 4 exons. The coding region runs from base 1 to 759 and encodes 252 amino acids. The record is from RefSeq and is a predicted model, not a curated record. NCBI's taxonomy places the organism in Eukaryota, Fungi, Basidiomycota, Tremellomycetes, Tremellales, Tremellaceae.